GCCGGUCUUUGUCUCAACGACAUUCAACGAUACGAUACCUUCGUGCUAACAGUUCCUGCCAGUUCCUGCGCGCUCUAUUCACCGAUAGCACGGUGCUCCUGCAACAGACUUGGAAUAGGCCGUGUAUAGCGUACGUAAAACACCGUGGACUUUGUUUUUGUAAUUCUAACCGCGACUUUAGACUCGGUGUCUCAGCGUUCGCCCGCGUGAGUCAUCCCGUCGUUGGCGAGUCGUUCGCACGCUGCCCGCCUGCUUCCCGCGCGAUAAGCAGCCGCCGCCGCCGCCGGCAUCGAGGUACUCGAGUGCGUCUCGUUGAGUCUCGUCUCUGCUCGUCGCACGUGCGGACGCGUCUCGGUCAUCGUCAGAUCUGCCUUAAUAAUUUUAAGAUUUUUCAGUCAGUCAUUCAGUUUGCUGUUUGCAGCAAAAUAUCAUUGUAGGAGUUAGGAGAUAAGAAAAUGGUCAUGGAGGCAUCCCCUUCUCCACAGAGCGUAGGGCGUGAAUUCGUCCGCCAAUAUUACACCUUGCUGAAUCAGGCUCCUGCUCAUCUGCAUAGGUUCUACAAUCAGCAUUCUUCCUUUGUGCACGGGGGAUUGGAUUCCAAUCGAGAAUCUACCCCAGCAAUUGGCCAAAAGCAAAUACACCAGAAAAUUCAACAACUAAACUUUCGCGAUUGCCACGCUAAGAUAAGCCAAGUCGACUCCCAACUUACUCUGGAAAAUGGAGUUGUUGUACAGGUAUCCGGAGAGCUGUCCAAUGCCGGUCAGCCGAUGCGCCGAUUUACGCAAACCUUUGUGUUGGCGGUACAAGCUCCCAAGACUUAUUAUGUGCACAACGAUAUCUUCCGCUAUCAAGACCUGAUAUUCCCCGAUGAGGAUGAAGCUGACGUAAGCGGUGCGGAUGGCGGUGAAAGCGGCGAGAGAGAGGUCGAGGAGAUCGGUCGAACCGAGCCUGAAGAAGAUGAACACCAGACGCAGGCGCAGCAACUGUCGGCUCCCGCUCCAGCAGCCGAGCAGCAAGCUCAACCAGCUCUUAUUCCAACGCAGCAACCGCCACUUCAGCAGCAACAGCCGAUGGCGUACUAUGCUGCGCCACCACAGCCACAUGUUCAUUCGGUCCUUCAACAAGUCCUGAACGGAACGGUGCACGAGGAAGUGAUCAAUCAGCAACCUCCGCAACAACAGCAGCAGCAACCGCCCCCGCUGCCUCCUGCCCAGCAACAUCAAUACAUAGCUGAGCCAACUGCGCCAUCCCAAUUCGUGCAGGAAGCAGAACUGAACGGAAGCAGCGAGCAACAGCAGCAGACGGGUGAGAAUGAGCCGCAAGCGCCAACGGAGGAGAGGAACGAGCAGGCUGAAACGGAAACCUUCACCGCGUCCGCGCAGGAGACCGAACCUGAGCAUCAAGUGGCGAACACUACUGUCAACAACAGUGGACCCAAAACCUACGCGAACUUGGUAAAGUCUUUCCCGAGUACUACUGGCGCUACUAGCCCUCAAGCUCCAAAAAUCUCCAUGUCUCCGCCACCAAUGACGAACCUACGCUUGGACGAUAGAUCGCCGUUGCAUCCGACGAACAACGGGCCAGCAUCCAUGUCCGUGUCCAACAACGUGUCUGCGGCUCAGCAGCAGAUGCAUCGAGUGGGCGGAAAUCAACCGCCGCAACAGCAACAGCAUCCACAGCAGCAACGCGUCCCGCGAGGAGGAUUGGUGCAGAGAGAUGGAGAACGACGUGGGACGAGACCAGGACAGUAUAGUGACGCUCAUCAGCUGUUUCUGGGCAACUUGCCGCACAAUGCAUCCGAAAAUGAUUUGCGCCAAGUAUUUGAACGUUACGGCAGAGUUGCUGAAUUACGCGUGCAUAGUAAAUCAAACGACAGGUGCAAAGGCCCUCAAGGCGGAAACAACACCACGCGAGUGCCUAACUAUGGAUUUAUAACGUUCGAAGAUCAACAGGUUGUGACUAAGGUGUUGAAUUCUCUGCCUAUCUAUUAUCCAGACGAGAGUGGUCAAAAGUUGAAUGUGGAGGAAAAGAAGGUGAGGCCUAGGAUGUCUAUGGAUGGUAGCGGUGGAAGAUUGAAUUCUGGUGACGGCGGCAUGCGUUCCAUGGGUGGCCAGCAACAACAACAGCAGCAGCAGCAACGUGGACCAGGCGGACCCGGAGGCGUAAUGAGAGGCGGUCAACAUGGGACACGAGGUGGACGCGGAGGAUUUUCACGGGGCGGUGAUGGUGGCAGAGGCGGUGGCGGUAUGCGGCAGCCGGGCAAUCCGAGCAAUCCCGGCUAUCAGAACCGUCGCUAAUACCGGCCAUAGUGCACACCAGUCAGGACGUCCUCUGAUUUCCCUUCUCUUGAACAAAAGUCACCGGUAUCACCAUAACGUCUGCCAUCCUCAAUUUGUGAAACAGAAUUCUGGACUAUUUCGUAUGCCACACGAUCUCGUCACCGGCAUAACGCUCAUACGCUUAAACAUCGCUUGUAACGUUCGUCAAGCAGCAACAGCCGAUAGAUGACGUAGCUCAAAAAAAAAGUACGAGACACGAACUCGAAGAUGGAGACGCGCCCGCGCAGCAUCGUCGACAUUUCGGACAUCGCGUUGCUCCCGCGAGAUCUCGAGCUCAGUGGUGUAUGUGUGUGUCCAAGUUUCACGGUUGGUGAAACCGACCGACGAUUUGUCGAUUCGAGUUCGUCCUUUGUACAUGGGCAAGCCUGCAGGACUGUGCGACGCUUCGGCACGCAGAUGGAACGCGAUUGCAAGUACACAUGUGCGGUCGUGCAACGAGCCCAGCAAUAGCUUAAACAAAAAACGCCGUCGAGUGUGGUAAAAACGCGCGAGAGAAUUCUAGUGAGUUGGGAAGAUGCGACGGAACGUGAUCUAAAAUCGGAGGGGAAAAUUGUGUCGAACUCUCUGCGAGGCUAUUUCCGAGUUACGCGUGAUUCAUUCGUCACUUCGCGUUUUCUUGGGCGAUUGAAGGGGAUAAAGGGACGACGGCGCAGCGGAUUCCACUCUCCGUACAUCGCACGACUCAUCGACGACCUAUUGAAACGAACGCGGAGUGCCGUUGCGACACGCGUAAUCUCGUAUGCUCUCGAGUCGACCGAUUGACCGGCUCGAUGGUAGCAUCUCGUUGUCGUACGCAAAGGAUCGGCAGUAAAACAGCAGUUGCAUCAAACGAAUCUCGUCGAUAACGAGUACAGAAUUCAACAAGACUGUGUCCUGAUUGCGACGGAAAAACAAAAGAAAAAAAGAGGAGAGAAGUUACGCGAUCCGGUUUCUGUUUCCCGAUACGACGUCUAACACUGUCCGAUCACCCGAUCGAUCUAACGUUAAUCGCGAAGAGGACAAUACCUCUAGACUGCAGCAGCUGGUUUCACCGUUUCCUCCUUCCACUCGUAUACCAAGACAUUCUUGGUCUUGUUUCCUUACUAAACGGAACCUUUUACUCGAACCUACCUUUUUUCUCGCCUCUCCUUUACUCUGAGACUUUACGACUUACGACUUUAACUUGUCUUAUAUAUUGUCUUUCUACUCUAAUAUCUACCUCCCUUUUCCCUCACAUUCAUAUAAUUAUUUUUGUUUAGAUAAUGUUGAUAAGAGGAUCGCGCAUGCGCAUGGUCUGACGUUGUAUCGCUUGAUCACUAAAUUAUCGGUCGCGAAGCAGCGUUCGGACGAUGGUUUUACUAAUGUCUUCUGUUGACCGCAAAACUUGCGGUGUGCCGAGCGAUAAAACUUAAACUACGUAGUGCGAGCGCGUGCUCGAUUAUAAGAUUCAUUGGAUUAUUGGAUGGACAAAAGUAUAAUCUAAAUGUGACGCGCGCAAAUACAUUGAUUUGUAUGUCAAUGUUUUUAUAAAUAUGAUAUAUAUUAAUUUUGUUUGGGUAGCAUCAUUCAUAUUUUUCAGCACGGUACAUUUAUACAUAACAGACUAUAUAGGACGUGAAAAGAAGAACGAAAGUUCAUGCUCUUUUCGACAACAGCUUCAAUAAGCGGCACGAAAGGAAUUCUGUGAUUAUUAAAGACUAGGCAGUGCGUCUCUUCUGGUCUACCAGCCUCUACAAAAUUAUUAUAAUCAUAAAGCGCUUUCAGAAUUCGGCAAUGCCGUAGACAAGAAUAAGUGCAAUUUUUAAGAAUAAACUGACCGUCGUCACCCAAGGAAAAAAGAAGGAAGGAAAGAAGAAAGAACGGAAUGGUCUUCGCACACAUGUGCCAUCUUUUCUUUACCGUAAAGAUACACACUUUUGUCGAAAUCGUGAGGAGACCGAGGUGAUAUGGCGAUACGACAACAAUAAUUGUGAAGAGUCGAGGUGCUGACGGAAGAUGAAGAGUAAUGGAACAGCGUGGCGAUCGAUAAUUAAAUUAUAAAUGUUGACGGGAGCGCACGCGAAAGAGAGAGAGUAAUAGUAGAAUGUAUGUGUGUGUGUAUGUGCGUGUAUAAUUGAGAGAGUUUUUCAGUCAGUUUUGCAUUUCUUAUCAUCGAAAUCAUCGUGAAGAUUGUUAACGUAGAUCACGCACGAGCGCGACUCCGCAUCCGCAAUAGUCUAUAAUCGGAGAAAAAAAUGCAAUGUCUGAAUCAGAGGGUCGCGUGUCCUCCGCGACUCCUCGGCGCGCUCGCUCGGAAUCUCGCCCCGACGUUUAACGUUACAUUUUUUAAUAAUGCGCACCUAUUUGUAGUAAAUAAUGUUCGUCAUAGUAGUAUUACGCGAUGUUGGUGUCUCGUUUAGCAUGGCCCGAGAUGGCAAUGGCGAUGAUGACGACGAAGGUAGCGCGAUCAUUCUGAUACAGACAUGGGCGAAGAGAUAGGUUUCGCGUGGCUGCGCUUCUGCGGUUUUGCUAUUUCCGACAAUUAGCGACGAAGUACUGACAAGUACAUCCCCUUGACCAGAGUCUUGUCGGAUAUGUAAUGUCACAAUCUUCAGGCUAUACAUAACAUAAAUAAAUAAAUAAAUAAAUAAGUAAAUAUAUAUAUAUUUAUAGGUGCGCGAUAUAUAAAUAUAUUUAUUUAUUUAUUUAUAUCUCUCUCGAUAUUCCGUUAUAGGUAUUAAACGCUACGUAGAAAAUAAUAAAGAUUCGAACCAUCGAAUUCUUUCUCUUUAUAAGUUAGUCUAGCAACGCAUUUUCGGAUUUUUGUCGAUAGUUGUCACGUCAUUGGCACUUUAGUAUUGUUAUAAAAGAAAGAAAAAUUGAUCAUUAAAUCUUAAAUCAGAAAUAUACAGGAUGGGGCUCUUUAUCACUUCUCUCUUCCUUGCGGCAGACAAUAGAAUAUUGCGUGUGUUUUAUAUGAUUCCGAAAGGAUUGCGAGACUGUUAUUAAAUCGGAAGAAUAAAUGUUAUGGUUUCUUACUUCAUCGCUUAUACCAUAUCGUAAUAAAUAAAAAUAAUUUAUUUAUAGUAGAUAGUACAUACAUAUAUAUAUAUAUAUAUAUAUACAUAUAAAAUGUUUAUGACAUCUUAUUAAGAUCAUGUGAAACACAUGCCAUGAAACGAAGCAUUUCGCGAUCGUUGCGAUCGCACUCUUGCUUCAUUAUCGACUCGUUUAACAUUUCGACUGCCACAGAAAUUACAUGCAGAUCGUUCCCGCGAUUUCUUGGAAAUCGUGGUUGGGAAUUCAGGUAUAGUUAAAGGCCUUACUUUCCGCUUGACAAUUAUAAGCGGCGAAUAAACAAAGAAUACGAGACUAAGAGUUAAACAGAAUGUAAGAUCUCAUUAUCCAUAUGCAAGUGCCAUAAAUCUUGAGAAAACGCAGUGGGUAUAUUCAUGAUGUGGCGAGCCGAGUGUUAAAAGGAUCAACACGAGGAAAUCCGGCGUUUAAUAUUUACGCAGAGCAUGUAAAAUUUUCGCAAAAGUGGCUCGUACUUUAUUUUAGCAUAUACGUCCGUUGAUUUAAACAAGGUCCAGAGAAAUACCGCAGUGGUAAUAAAAUAUUUCUCCUCUACGGUACGCAAUAAACAUGACAUGGUACAUGUCACUAAUAAUGGGAGAGACUUCAAAUAUUGAAGCGCCAGAGCCGCUUUAACUUUGUACACAUAUGUAGAGCAUGUAUUUAAAUGAGUAUAUUUGUAUGAGUAAGAGAGAGAGGGAGAGAGAGUCAUCAUCCUUCUUAUGUACAUUAAACGGUAGACUGUCUCUCAUAGUCAGUUUUAUUCUAACUUAAGGGCGGUUUAUACACACGCUCACGUAUACACUUGUACACACACUCAGUACUUUUUCACCAGUCAGUACAAUGUGUCGACAUACUCGAGAAAGAACGAGAGAGAAAAGAUGUUUUGCUCUGAACAAUAUAAUAUAAUAAUACUGGCAAUCGCAGAUUAUAUAUAUAUGUAUGUAUAUAUAUAACUUCCGAUUUUCGCCUACCACCUAUUAUAAAUGUUCUACACGUUCGCUCACACCGUUUGACUCCGCUACGUUCCUCGUUGCAAGUGCAUAUCCGUGUGUUCAAAAUACGUGUUCAAAGCCGCAGUUACGCGAGAUCAUCGCUUUACGUACAUGAAAGAGAGCUCUGCAAAUUUUUAGUGUGAAUGUUUCCGUUUUUAAGUAACUAUAUUAAUAAUAUUAAUAUUACUGAUAUAAAUAAUAAUAGUAAAGAUAAAUAACAAACGAAGAAAAAAAAGAUACGAAGAAGAUACAAAUAACUAUAACAAUGUAACAAUAAUUAGUGGAUGGCGGUUAAUGAGUUGUGAAUUUUUGUAGUAUACAUUUUUAUUUUGGUCUGCCAGGCCAGUUUGUGUGUACAACCAAUGAAAAUAACGUUACUGCGAUAAAGAAAGAAAAAAAAAAGAUAAUGUUAAAGGAAAAGUGAGAAAAAAGCAACAUCAAAUGUAAAACUUUUUGCAUUUAGUAUUAUAUAUAUAUAUGUAUGUAUGUGUGUGUGUGCGUGUGUGUGUAUUUAUAUAUACACAUAUGCAUACCUACCUAUGUACUACUAACUCCUAUUAUAACAUCUCUUUAUUUGUCGCAUAUAUACAUAUCUUGAUUUUCGCUCGAAUUUUAUUAGCUGGCUUCACACAUAUAAAAUCACCUCUCUUUAAUCGUCAUUACAAAAUUAACAGCCAACAGCAAAAUGUACGAUGAGGAUAAUGCACACAAUAUCCAUAAUCAUGUUUGCUUAAAUCAAGAUUUUUUGCUUGCGGCCAAAUCUUGUGAACGGAGACAGAUGUGCAAAUAAGAUUCUUACUAAGAUUC
Messenger RNA from Ooceraea biroi (clonal raider ant), 7174 nucleotides. RefSeq names its product ras GTPase-activating protein-binding protein 2 (gene rin). Gene Ontology annotation, cellular component: ribonucleoprotein complex; cytosol. The record is from RefSeq and is a predicted model, not a curated record. Gene Ontology annotation, molecular function: mRNA binding. Lineage: Eukaryota; Metazoa; Arthropoda; Insecta; Hymenoptera; Formicidae.